AUGGCACCAAACAUACAAGAAACAGACGACAAGGAUAGGACGCGACAUGAAUUGAAUUGGUGGCAGACAAUUUGCUUACGAUGCCAUCAGAGCGAUACUACGCCAGCUUGGGAGCCAUCUUGGUGGGGUAAAUUGUUCCCCUUUCCUUUAUUCCCGACAUUUCGACAAGCAGCCCAGCAGAUAUGCAUCAUAAUAUUCUUUUUCCUUAUAUGGGGUAUACUUUACGCAGAAAUAGGGGAGCCCGUUGGCCUGAAUGGAGAGUUACUUAGUAUGACAUUACUAGUCAUAGCAUCGUAUUUAGUUGGGUGGAUCUGGUUAAAAGUUACCACUUUACCAGCUCUGAUUGGCAUGUUACUUACUGGAAUACUCUUUCAAAACUUGCACUUGGUGAAUAUGACAGACACUUAUCGACAACUUAAUCAAGAUCUAAGGAAAGUGGCUCUAGUCAUAAUAUUAAUGCGAGCUGGGUUGGGCCUAAACGCUGAUGUCUUAAAAAAACAUUACAUAGCGGUAUUACAACUGGGUCUUUUGCCUUGGCUUGUUGAGUGUGUCGCCAUUGCGAUUAUGACACAUUAUCUACUGCAUUUACCUUGGAUCUGGGGCUUCCUGCUUGGUUCAAUGAUUGCAUCAGUGUCUCCAGCAGUAGUAGUCCCUUGCUUGUUUAGGCUUCGCGAAGUAGGCUUCGGAGUCCAGAAGGGUAUCCCUACUCUUCUCCUCGCUGCAGCGUCCAUUGAUGACUCCGUCAGUGUUGCCGUUUUUGCUAUUAUAUUAAAUGCUAUGUUUUCUACCGGUUCAGCUACUUUCAAUAUUAUAAAGGGUCCAUUGUCAAUUGUGGUGGGAAUCGUUUUUGGUGGACUUUGGGGUAGUUUGACGGCAGUGAUUCCGGAGAGAGGGGAUAGAUAUGUUGUUUCCUUAAGAUUCUUAGCCCUGUUUCUCGGAGGAUUAUUUUCACUUUUUAUUUCUAGUUUAAUAGGUUGGAGUGGGGCAGGACCCUUAGCAAUAGUAUCAUCUGGAUUUAUGGCUGCCUAUUUCUGGGAACAACAAGGUUGGCCAGUCAAUAACAACCCAGUGAGCAACUUAUUUAGAAUACUUUGGAUUUUCUUUGAACCAAUACUCUUUGCGUUCACAGGGGCUCAAGUUACGCUAAGUGCAUUAGAUCCAGAUGUUAUAUCAAUGGGAGCAAUUUGUCUAUUAUCUUGCUUGGUUUUGAGGGUAGUUGCAACAUUUCUGGUUAGCUUUGGAUGUGGACUGAAUUCGAAAGAAAAAUUGUUUAUUGGGCUAACAUGGAUGGCUAAAGCAACUGUUCAGGCAGCCUUAGGGCCUGCUGCUCUAGACCAAAUAAAUAACGGUAAAACAGCUGGUGAUCCUCACGAUGCAGAAGAAAUAUACGGGAAAACAAUUCUAGCUAUGAGCGUCCUCAGUGUUAUGAUCUCGGCACCAGUUGGUGCCAUCCUGAUAGCGUUAACCGGACCAAGAUUGCUUAGCAAAGAAUCACACACAAAAACUACUCAAAGUGUAGACUUAUCUCAAAGAUCUCAAGAACACGGGUCGACAGAAUUAUGA
Leptosia nina is the source of this 1563-nucleotide messenger RNA. The record is from the annotation of a GenBank genome assembly. NCBI's taxonomy places the organism in Eukaryota, Metazoa, Arthropoda, Insecta, Lepidoptera, Pieridae.